AAAGCUAAAAAAAAACGAAAUUUGGAAGGAUCAAAAAUCUGAAGCUAAUCUGGUUUGGAAUCAAUCCCCUCCUAUCUAGCUAGCUAGCUACUGCUGCUUGGAUCUCCCCGAAACCCAAAGACCCGGUCUGUCGUCGCCUAGCAAGCAUUUCAGAUCUGGAAUCGCCAUGGUGAUGAACCCGUCCAAGGUCGCCGGCCAUGCCCGGUUCUUACUCGAGAGCUUUAGCGAUUCGGAAGUUGAUUCAAUCGCCCAAGAGAUAUGUCAGCUGGUUGAGUAUGGUGUUGAGACAAGCAUUCCAGUUCUCAAGACAUGUUUAGAUUGCUUCGCCGCCCGUAGAAGCCAUCCUAAUUCCUCGCAGCUUGAGAAACUAAUAUCCUUGGUCUUUAAACGUGUCCUGAAACACUCUAAUCUCAUUUCUCACGCCCUUCGAGAUGUCGAGGUCACUGAUGAGUUCGUGGCUGAUUUGACUAAUGCUCUCGACUUUUCAAUCUCUGACAAAAUUAGCUUUGCUCUGUCUCUAGCCGAGUUUGACAGCUCCGAUGAUGCAAACGCAGCUGGUCGAAACUUAUUAUUGGCCAUGAUUGAGCAACUGUGUGCCAAUUCUGCCCAGAUUGAGUCAACCGAGCAAGUUCAGAAUAUUCUUUUGUUUCUCCAGAAUUCUGAGGACCUCUCCACCCAUCUUAAUUCCUUCUUACAUAUUUUGUCUUCUACUCUACCCAAAGAUGACUUUUCUUUUGCUCUUACUCCUAUCCUUUCUCAACAGCUUCACGAAGCUGAUGUUUUAAGGUGCAUCGAUUUUGACACUGAGUUUGAUGCUAUCUUAGCUGAAAUCGACAAGGAAAUUUCUGUUGGAGAUCUUAUGGGAGAAUUAGGUUGUGGUGUUACUGCUGAUGCACAACUAUGCAAAGAUAUCUUGUCUAGUUUCGCACCAUUAACAGAGGCUACUAUCUCAAGGAUUCUUGCUAACGUUGCUCGUACUUGUGCUGAUCUAGAAGAUAACCACACCACCUUUUCAACAUUUAGUCUGGUCCUUGGUUGCUGCAUUCCCACUGAACUUUCCACUCCAAUGUCGUGGAGUGUUGACAUCUUAACUGAGACAAUCACGCAACUUCAGGCUCCUGGCACAAGUUGGAGGAAAGUAAUCGAGAAUCUUGACCAUAGUGGAUUUGAGAUCCCCAAUAAGGAAUCUUUCUCGUUUUUCAUGCGGCUAUAUAAAACUGCUUGCAAGGACCCGUUUCCUCUUGAUGCUGUAUGCGGUUCUGUCUGGAAAAAUGUGGAAGGUCAAAUAUCGUUUCUUAAAUAUGCAAUAGCAUCCCCACCAGAAGUAUUCACCUUUAUGCAUUCUCCCAGGAAGCUGGUAUAUAUUGACGAUAACAUGCACAGCCAUGAGCAUCAAUUAGGACUUUCCAAUGAAGCAUGGCUAUCUCUCGAUCUCUUAGAUGUCUUAUGCCAACUAGCUGAGAGAGGUCAUACUGUUUUAGUUAGUUCGCUGCUCCAGUAUCCACUCGCACAGUGUCCCAAAACCUUGCUUACUGGAAUGACACACAUCAAAACUGCCUAUAAUCUCAUUCAGCGAGAGGUUGUUUCUGCUAUUCUUCCAGUGAUAAUUACGAACUCACAGGAUAGUGGUUUUAUCCUUAAUCUUUGGCAUCAGAAUACUGAGCUUGUUCUGUGGGGGAUUUUAAAUGCCCAAAAUCUUAAAGCAGACCGCAUACUCAAUUUAAUUGAUAUCUGCCAUGAACUGAAGGUUCUUUCUGUUGUUUUAGAAUCGGUUCCAAUCUCAUUCAGCAUCAGAUUGGCAGUCCUUGCCUCACUGAGAGGCUAUUUGGACAUCGAGAACUGGUUGCCAAACUUUCUAUGUGUGUAUAAAGACCUCUUUGCGGAGGAAUGUCUCAAGUUUGUCAAAAAUGUGCAUUUUAGCGAAUCAGAGGAUUUUACUUCCGAACAUUUCCAUCCUUCUGAUCCGUUAUCAGAUGUUCAUUUGGAUGCAACGACUUCGCUUUUGAAAGUUUUGAAAGCUCAUGAUAAUGUGAUUACUUCAUCUCAACUGGUCGAUGAGAUAGAAAAGGUCAAUGCAGCAAUCUUGGAUUGUAAUUCUAAACUGCAGAAUGGUGAGGCUAAAGUUUCAUCAGCUUCGAAUGCAUAUGGAGACGAUAUUGAGGCAGAAGCGAACGCUUAUUUCCAUCAAAUGUUUUCGGGUCAGUUGAGUGUUGAUGCAAUGGUUCAAAUGCUUUCGCGAUACAAGGACUCCUCGGUUCAAAGGGAAAAAUCAAUUUUUGAUUGCAUGAUUGCUAAUCUGUUCGAGGAAUAUCGUUUUUUUCCCAAGUAUCCCGAGAGGCAGCUAAAAAUAGCCUCCAUCCUUUUUGGUUCUGUUAUCAAGCACCAGCUUAUAAGUUCUCUCACACUUGGGAUGGCACUGCGUUUAGUCUUGGAUUCUUUGCGUAAACCUGCAGAUUCAAAAAUGUUUCUGUUUGGAAGCAAAGCUCUGGAACAGUUCGUGAAUCGUCUGGUUGAAUUACCUCAGUACUGUAACCAUAUUUUGCAAAUAUCUCAUCUGCGUAGCACUCACCCCGAGUUAGUCACUGUUAUUGAACAAGCACUUUCAAGGAUAUCAUCUGGUAAUUUAGAAUCAGAGGCAGUUUCGAACCCUGGUCCUUCACAGUCUUUCCCAGGAAAUGGCGAGUUUAGUGGUUCUGGAAUUGGCCAGUCUGCUCUCCAACUUCCUUUACCUGUACAGUCUCAACAGAAAAAUGAAGUGCACAUUAAUGGCAACAGCAGAGUGCCAAGUGUGCCAUUUAUCGAAGCAAAGACACUUCUGCCCUCUUCAUCUACUACUUCCGCUGAUGUUUCUGUCAUUCCUAAGAAUCCUGGUAUUUCGACUUCUUCAUUAACUUCAGCUGGUUUUGUUCGUCCCGCUCGUGGAGCCACUUCGACGAGGUUUGGGUCUGCUUUGAACAUAGAGACCCUGGUUGCAGCAGCAGAGAGAAGGGAAAACGCAAUAGAGACUCCACCUUCAGAUGUUCAGGACAAAAUUUCUUUCAUAAUCAAUAAUAUCUCUACAGCCAAUAUUGAAUCCAAGGGGAAAGAGUUCGCUGAGAUUUUGCCUCAACAGUACUAUCCCUGGUUCGCUCAGUAUAUGGUUAUGAAAAGAGCGAGCAUCGAACCCAAUUUUCAUGAUUUGUACUUGAAGUUCUUGGACAAAGUUGAUUCCAAGCUGUUGUUUAAGGAGAUACUUCAAAAUACUUACGAAAAUUGCAAGGUUCUCUUGGGUUCAGAGCUCAUAAAGUCAAGUUCGGAAGAGCGAUCUCUGCUCAAAAAUUUAGGCAGUUGGCUUGGAAAGUUGACCAUUGGAAGGAAUUAUGUUUUGAGGGCGCGAGAAAUUGAUCCAAAAUCCUUAAUUGUGGAGGCAUAUGAAAAAGGGUUGAUGAUUGCAGUCAUUCCAUUUACUUCAAAGGUUCUGGAGCCAUGCCAAAACAGUAUUGCGUAUCAGCCUCCCAAUCCUUGGACAAUGGCUAUACUCGGGUUGCUCGCUGAGAUUUAUUCAAUGCCGAACCUUAAAAUGAAUCUGAAGUUUGACAUAGAGGUUUUAUUCAAGAACCUUGGUGUUGAUUUGAAGGAAGUAGCGCCGACUUCCCUUCUAAAGGACCGGAAGAGAGAAAUAGAUGGGAAUCCUGAUUUUAGCAACAAAGAUCUUGGAGUGACACAUAUAUCUCAACCACAGAUGAUCCAAGAGCCGAAAACAAUUUCUCCUCUUAAGCAAAUCGACCUACCUCUGGAUGUUGCAGAUUCACCUAAUACAGACGCUUCCUCGAAGUUAUUCUCACAGUAUGUAGCCCCUCAACGUGUAUAUACUAAUACUUUGAUGGAAGACGAAAAAGUUUCCACUUUAGGCUUGUCUGAUCAGCUUCCAUCACCUCAAGGACUGUUCCCGUCAACUCCAUCCCCAUUGUUUUCUAUUAGCCAGCUGUCAGCAGCACUUCCCAAUAUUGGAAAUCAUGUUGUUAUUAAUCAGAAAUUAAGCGGAUUUGCUAUGCACUUCCCAUUUCAUAGAGUGGUACCACUUGCCAUGGACAGAGCUCUCAAGGAGAUUGUGUCUGGUAUUGUUCAGCGAAGUGUAUGUAUUGCUUGCCAAACAACAAAAGAACUUGUGCUGAAGGACUAUACCUUGGAACCAGAUGAGACACGUAUAUAUAAUGCAGCUCACUUGAUGGUUGCUAGUCUAGCUGGGAGUUUGGCCCAUGUGACGUGCAAGGAACCCCUGCGCACUUCAAUAUCAUGUCAUCUACGGAAUUCGCUCCAGGGGAUGAAUAUUAAAAAUGAAGCUCUUGAACAAAUUGUGCAACUUGUCACCAAUGACAACCUUGAUUUGGGUUGUGCUGCCAUUGAACAGGCGGCUACAGAGAAGGCAAUACAAACUAUUGAUGCGGACAUUGACCAGCAAUUGUUGUUACGGAAAAAGCAUAGAGAUGGUGCCGGAUCCUCCCUUUUUGAUCCGAACAUGCUAUCGCAGAAUUCUGUUAGUUUUAUACCAGAGUCCCUCCGUCCAAAACCGGGACAUCUAUCCCUGUCUCAACAGCGAGUUUAUGAGGACUUUGUUCAGCUUCCUUGGCAAAAGCAGACAACUCAAACGUCACACGGUUUAUCUGCCGCUUCAAGCUCAUCUGGCGAUGUUGGGCUUAGUAGUAGUUAUGGUCCAGCAUCAGGUAAAAGUGCUUCGGACUUUUUGUCUAGUGCUGGAAACGCUCGGAUGGAUAACGUCUCCCGGCCAUUGGAUAUCUCUGUGGAGGGUUUUGAAUCUCCUCCAGUUUCACUUUUAAGCUCACAAGUUGAUCCAGCUGUUGACACAGCCGGUCUUCAGUUCUCUAAAUCCCUUUCGACCUCUGAAUUGAGCCUGGUUGAAUCCUCUGACACCGCUGUGAAAGAAACUGGAGCAUCAUUGCAGACUUUGACUUCAGCUGCUACCAUGGAGCGUCUUGGUGGAAAUAAUAUUAUACAGCCUUCUCUGUCCACGAGAGAUGCACUAGAAAAGUAUCAUAUUGUUACACAGAAGAUGGAGGACUUAGUGGCUAAUAUUGCAGGAGAUGAUGAAAUUCAGGCUGUAGUUUCUGAAGUUCCUGAAAUCAUCCUCAGAUGUAUAAGCAGAGACGAAGCUGCCUUGGCUGUCGCCCAAAAAGCUUUCAAGGCUCUUUAUGACAAUGCAUCAAGUAACCUUCACGUCAGUGCUAACCUAGCAAUUCUUGUGGCUGUUCGAGAUGUUUGCAAGCGUGUUGUUAAAGAGCUCACUAGUUGGGUGAUUUAUUCAGAGGAGGAGCGGAAGCUUAACAAAGACAUUACUAUCGGUCUUAUCCAACGCGAGUUACUUAACCUAGCGGAGUACAAUGUCCACAUGGCGAAGUAUCUUGAUGGAGGGAGAAACAAAAGCGCCACUGACUUUUCUAUUUCUCUACUCCAAUCCUUGGUCACUGAGGAGUCAAGUGUCAUUUCAGAGCUACACAGUCUUGUUGAUGCACUGGCAAAGCUUUCCUCAAAAUCUGGAUCUCCCGAGUCAUUGCAACAACUAAUUGACAUCAUACGAAAUCCAGUUACUAACACAAGUGAUCACUCUGAUAGCGCAAUCGGAAUUGAGAACAAUGAUAAGCAAUCAAAGGAUAAAAAGGUUGUGUACAAUACCACCGCUAACAUAGAAGAGAACACCAACUUGGAAUUUGUGGAAUCAGAGUCUGCGGGUUUCCGGAUUCGGGUGUCCACACUUUUUGAAAGCUGGUAUCAGAUCUGCGAAGUUUCUGGUGCAAAUGAAACCGCUUGUUCACAAUACGUGUUGCAUUUACAUGAAACUGGACUACUUAAGGGAGAUAAUACAACAGAGAGUUUUUUCCGAAUUCUUCUGGAACUUUCUGUUGCUCAUUGUAUAUCUUCUGAAGAAAUUAGUUCUGGUGCUGUGCAAUCUCCUCAGCAAGCUCAGAGUCCAUCAUUCCUUAUCAUUGAUAUUUAUGCCAAACUUGUUUUCUCGAUCUUGAAGUAUCUCCCGGAACAGGAGUCGUGCAGCAAGUUAUUUCUUCUGUCGGAGAUCAUGGCUGUUACUGUGAGAUCUAUUCAAAAAGAUGCAGAAGAUAAAAAGACAUCACUCAAUCCAAGACCUUAUUUUAGGUUAUUCAUCAAUUGGCUACUGGACUUAUGUUCCUUGGAUCCCGGAACUGAUGGUGCAAACUUUCAGGUUCUAUCAGCUUUUGCCAGUGCAUUCCACGCGUUGCAGCCUCUUAAGUUUCCCGCCUUCAGCUUUGCAUGGCUAGAACUGGUCAGCCACAGAAGCUUUAUGCCCAAGCUACUUACAGUAAAUGGCCAGAAAGGUUGGCCAUAUGUUCAACGCCUGCUGGUAGACUUGCUCCAGUUUCUUGAGCCAUUUUUGAGAAAUGCCGAACUCGGAGGACCACUGGUCUCUCUUGUUUAUUUAUAUCAAUUAUGCAAGGUUAAUUUCCUAUACAAAGGGACACUGAGAGUGUUACUGGUGCUGCUUCAUGACUUUCCGGAGUUCCUCUGCGAUUAUCAUUUUACUUUCUGCGACGUGAUUCCUUCAAGUUGCAUACAAAUGCGAAAUAUUAUUCUGAGUUCUUUUCCACGGAACAUGAGGCUUCCAGAUCCCUCGACCCCAAAUUUAAAGAUUGAUUUGCUGCCGGAGAUAGUAGAAGCUCCAUGUAUCCUUUCUGAGGUUGAUGCUGCGCUAAAAGCAAAACAAAUGAAGAAUGACGUGGACGAGUAUCUCGCUUCGAGGCAACAGAAUUCUGCAUACCUAAGUGAAUUGAAGCAGAAGCUACUCCUGUCGUCCAGCGAGGCUAGCUCAGCUGAAACCCGUUACAGUGUACCAUUGAUCAACUCGCUUGUGCUAUAUACUGGAAUUCAGGCUAUCCAGCAGCUACAGGCGGGUGAGACACAGGCUCAAAAUGUGGUGGCAUUGCACAUGUUCAAGUAUUUAAGUAUGGAACUUGAUACGGAAGGGCGGUACCUGUUCCUUAAUGCAAUCGCCAAUCAGCUUCGAUAUCCCAACAACCACACCCAUUACUUCUCCUUCAUCAUGCUCUAUCUCUUCUUCGAGUCUGACCAGGAGAUCGUACAGGAGCAGAUAACAAGAGUGUUGCUGGAAAGGCUAAUUGUGAACAGGCCGCAUCCAUGGGGACUCCUGAUAACAUUCAUAGAGCUGAUAAAGAAUCCAAGAUAUGGCUUCUGGAAACAAGCCUUCAUCAGGUGUGCGCCUGAGAUUGAGAAACUCUUUGAAUCUGUCGCCAGAUCCUGUGGUGGUCUCAAGCCCCCUGACGAGGGAAUGGUCUCCGGUUGGGUCUCGGACAACUCUCAUUAGCUUUUCUGCCACCAUUUUUGGUUGUAGUAUGGAGAGAGAUUUCAGGAUUUUAUUUAUUUUAGAGAUGUAUUAUUAUAAUUUUCGUAUAAUUAACUCUCUUUUUUUAA
Messenger RNA from Brassica napus (rape), 7458 nucleotides. RefSeq names its product CCR4-NOT transcription complex subunit 1-like. Gene Ontology annotation, molecular function: molecular adaptor activity. Gene Ontology annotation, biological process: nuclear-transcribed mRNA catabolic process, deadenylation-dependent decay. Bases 167 to 7351 code for a protein of 2394 amino acids. Gene Ontology annotation, cellular component: P-body; CCR4-NOT core complex. The transcript is spliced from 49 exons. The record is from RefSeq and is a predicted model, not a curated record. NCBI's taxonomy places the organism in Eukaryota, Viridiplantae, Streptophyta, Magnoliopsida, Brassicales, Brassicaceae.